Messenger RNA from Clonostachys rhizophaga, 357 nucleotides. Lineage: Eukaryota; Fungi; Ascomycota; Sordariomycetes; Hypocreales; Bionectriaceae. The record is from the annotation of a GenBank genome assembly.
AUGAUUAGCUCCAGGGAGAGAAUUGUUAUCGUAGGCCAGUUCAAGCUAACUCUGACUGGCAGCGCUGGUAUUAUUGGCCUGAAUGUCGCCCUGGUUCUGGCUCAACGUGGUCUAGGAGAUCAGAUAACUGUUGCUGCGGAACACCAUCCGGGUGACCCUGCGCCUUCAUACACUUCUCCAUGGGCUGGAUGUAACUUUUCGGCCAUUUUUGGUCGCGAUAAAAAUGCGCUGCGGUGGGAUAAGAAAGGAUAUGCUCACUUAUCCAGCCUUGCAGCCACAGAUUCCUCAAAGACCUUUGUUCGCGAGACUGAAUCCAUUAAAUAUUGGGACAACGAUGCUCCAGAGGAGAAAAUUUAG